GUGAUGACCAGGGAGCCCGGAAUGCGGCAGCGCAUUCCAGUGCGAUGUACGUUGUGCACGUCUCUGAGACAGAAGGCUGGAAAAAUCUUUGACAUGGUGACCACCAAGCCUGCGCAAGCAACCUUUUUCCUUCGCCAACAUGCGGAAAGCCAGUUGCACAUGCGACUCAUUGCUGAGAGGCAGGCUGCCACAGUCAAAGCAAAUCUUCCGGCUGGAUUGGAGAAAGCGUGCCAAGGCAUGGCUCUGCAUGAUGAGACCAUUGGCCCCAUGCACCACUAUGGCCACCACAUGCGUUUGUGGUUGGCAUGGAGAAGCGUGUGUCCUGAGAUCCAAAAACACACAUACACAUAUGUGGAACGGGCAGAUGGGUAUGAACUGAGGCAUUCUGACUGCCUACAGGUGUGUUCACCCAUCGUGGGCAGACGAGAUAUGUGCCAGAAGUGUGCUUCGUUAGACUUGCGGAGGGCCGUGGUCAAAUGCGUCUUGAAGAAAUUUGCAGCGCAGGUCUUGUUUGCAAAACUCUUCGAGACGAACGCGCAGCUUCAGUCCAUCAUUGUGAACAUGAAGGAUGACAUUGUUUACCAAAGACAUGGUCGCCAAGUUGACAAACUGCUGGGGCUCCAGGUGCAUGAACUCCAACAAUGGGUCCGCUCCAGUUUCUUGUCCAUCCGCAGUGACAAGAGAAACACGGUUUUGCAAGCCUUCAUGAGUUCUGUCAUCGAACCAUGUUUGCAAACCAAUGUCACGGCCGCUCUCGACCACAAACCACAGCUAUUGCAAGUGCAAAGCCACUUCGAGCGUUUCCUGACCAAUCCGGAUGCGGAGGAGAUGGAUCGUGUGAAUGUGGCUGUGGCGCAAGCUAGUCUGACAGGACGCCUGCAAAACCAUCCGCUGAUUCAAGGUCUCAUUCUGACGUGCUUGCGGGUGAUAGAGCGUCAGGAAUCUGGAGUUUCUGGCACCAAGGGUCGCAUCGCUAGCAACUCAGCAAUGAGCACAGAAACGGCAAGGUCAUUGGCGCAGAAUGCAGGUCAGAUGCUAGCCAUUGCAGGCGGCAACAGCCGUAUGCUAGCUUUGUUCGGAGCAGGUGUCCGACCUUGGCGAAACACGAACUACAGUGCAGAGCUUGAGAAGAGUUCAUUGCCUGUUCCGCUCGUGGCAGGCUUCGACUGUACAUAUUUGUGUCAGGCUACGCAGCAACAUGUCGACAUCAAUGGCCAGGUGACACUGGUGGGCGGCGCGUGGACACCUGGAAGUUCCCCUGCAGAGCAAGCCUUGAGACGCAUAUGCUACGGCAAUUUGACGGAGCAAGACAAACAGUUGCUUCAGGAUCCCGCUUUGCGCUUUUUUUCGCGCCUGGCGCACACGCCUCUACCAGAGCAUGACCUGCCAAGACUGCCCAUCCGAGUGACAUCCCCAUGUCGGACCGUUCACAUGGGAAGAUACUGGGUGGACAUGAGUGGAGCUCUACUACUCGGGCUCCCCGGCACAGCAUACACCCGGAAAGACCCGCAAUCAGACGCGCUACAUGCUCUUCUUUGCUCGCCGUGGUUCUACACGGCAACUCCAGAUGCAGAGUUGCCUUUGAUGCGAGUUUGCUGGUCAACCAGAGGGGCUCUCCUCUGGAGCCUUUGCUCUGCCAUGUGCUUUUCACCAACGAUGCACAAAUCAAUGACGUUGGUUGAAAGAUUGGAAAGCUGCGUCUCCGGCUUUGUUGCCUGGGACUUGUUCCAGCUGGUCUCGGCCAAGAUGGAAUCAGACCGUGGCGCUCGUGUGGGGUCAAUGGGCAUGGCCCCAGUGACUCUGUUCAACCUGCAGAAUGUCAGCUUGUCCACCAUUGUCAUGCUGGUCCAUCGAGAGGACAAGCGCCAUGCAAAUGUUGAAAGGUUCGGGCAGGCCUGUGCUCGAGCAUACCAGUCUGCUAUUGACCUUGUUUUGUGGGCCAGUGGCUAUGAUUCCAAAAGCCUAAAGGCAUACUACGAGCAGAGCUGCGACGUGGCAUGGUUUGAGACGACCUUGCAGGCAGCCCCAGAAUUUGAUGACGACGAUGAGGAGGACGAUGAUCAAGCGAACAUAGCGCAGCCAUCACAGAGCCCUGAAAAUAUUGAGAUACUUUUGAAGGCUGUGGUGGACGUGGAGUCCAAUGAGCACAAGAUCGAUUUGGCCCGCCUUGAUCAUAGCGAGCAAUCCGAGGUGCUUGAGGCGAUGGGCAAGCCAGCAGAUGACGCGCGGGAAGGCGUUCCCAAAGGCAUACCCAAAGGCUGUCCGCGAACGUUGGCAGAAGCUAUGUGA
This is a messenger RNA of Durusdinium trenchii, 2289 nucleotides long. The record is from the annotation of a GenBank genome assembly. NCBI's taxonomy places the organism in Eukaryota, Dinophyceae, Suessiales, Symbiodiniaceae.